UUCAGUUUGUAUUAUGUUCACAAUGGAACUUAGAGUCUGUGAGUCUACAGUCUGAACUCUGCAGAGUCUGAACCUCAGCUGCUCUGACUCGGUGUCAUGAGUCCAACCAGCUGUUAACUCGUCUCUUCUUCCAUUGAUCCACAUUCAGUUCUCACAGAAUGAAAGACAGAUGUCUGUGUUCAAGUCUCUGGUUGUGUGGAUCCUCAUCAUGUGGACUCUCACCACAGCAGAUGAUGAGGUCUCCUGCGUUUUAGAGGAGAGCUGCAUCUUACCCUGCAGUUUUCAACCUGGUACAGACCCAGAAAUUUACUGGAUGCAAGUGAAACCAGGAAACACUCGUGUCCACUCCUACUACAGUGACAGAGACCAGUUUGCACGCCAGGGCGAGCACUUCAGAGGCCGGACAUCGCUGUUCACAGAUCAGAUCUCCAGAGGAAACGCCUCCAUCAGGCUGACGGGGCUGCAGCUUCAGGACCAGGGCAAAUACGAGUGCUACACCAACACCAUCACUGGAGCCGGCAAGUCGUCAUUUAUCAACCUGAGAGAAGCUGCUCCGGUGCGUCACGUGGACAUUGAGCAGGUGGAGGACAGCUUCACCUGCCGCUCAGAGGGGAUCUACCCCGAGCCGCAGCUCACCUGGUCCACCAGGCCUCCGUCCAACUUGACCCUUCAGAGCCAAACCACAGUGAAGGAGACGGAGCAGCAGCUCUAUGAGAUCAGCAGCACAGUGACACUGUCAGACAGAGACACUGUUCUGAUCUGCAGCAUCAGCACUCGCCAUGGCAGGAGGAGCGCGGUGUGGUAUCAACCCACUCCCAUCCCUGUGUCACCGUUUAAAACAACAGCAACAAUCCACUGCACUGCUCCAAACACCAAACCCCCGACACACUGGGUGUGGAAAUUCAACCACAGGCAGAUCAUUGUGAACCAGACCGGGGUCGACGGCCUCCACAGCGUCUCAGAGCAGUGGAGGCAGCAGGUGGAGGAUGUGUCAGCGUCAGGCAGCCUCACGCUGCACCACUUAUCUUCAGAUCACCAGGGAACGUUCACCUGUGAACUCAGUAGUGAAGAGGAGACGCACUUCAUCAACAGCUACGUGACGAUAGAGAAAGGUUCAGUUGCAGCAGUUGUGGUCGUAGUCCUCGUUGUGUUUGUAGCAUUAGGAGCUGGAGCAGGAUUCCUCUACUUUACAAGACUAAAGACUCGGUGAAGGUGAACUCUCAAAGAUUCGGUGUGAAGACGUGGCCUCAGCUCUGAAGUCAGACCCCUCACUUCUGAGAGAACUGGAUCUGAGUAAAAA
Pleuronectes platessa (European plaice) is the source of this 1300-nucleotide messenger RNA. RefSeq names its product programmed cell death 1 ligand 1. NCBI's taxonomy places the organism in Eukaryota, Metazoa, Chordata, Actinopteri, Pleuronectiformes, Pleuronectidae. The record is from RefSeq and is a predicted model, not a curated record. The coding region runs from base 170 to 1210 and encodes 346 amino acids. The transcript is spliced from 6 exons. Gene Ontology annotation, biological process: negative regulation of T cell proliferation; cellular response to lipopolysaccharide; T cell costimulation. Gene Ontology annotation, cellular component: external side of plasma membrane.